Messenger RNA from Artibeus jamaicensis (Jamaican fruit-eating bat), 969 nucleotides. It is a transcript of the gene ETV2, whose product is annotated as ETS variant transcription factor 2. The coding region runs from base 1 to 951 and encodes 316 amino acids. Gene Ontology annotation, molecular function: sequence-specific DNA binding; DNA-binding transcription factor activity, RNA polymerase II-specific. Gene Ontology annotation, biological process: cell differentiation; regulation of transcription by RNA polymerase II. Lineage: Eukaryota; Metazoa; Chordata; Mammalia; Chiroptera; Phyllostomidae. The record is from RefSeq and is a predicted model, not a curated record. Gene Ontology annotation, cellular component: nucleus. The transcript has 6 exons.
AUGGACUUGUGGACGUGGGAUGAAGCAUCACCACAGGAAGGGCCCCCAGGGAACAGGCUGUCAAGGCCGGAAGGAGCUGAACUCGGCUUCUAUUUCCCUGAAGUGGCACUCCAAGGGGACACCCUGACAGAGGACCCUUGCUGGAAAGGAUUCCCACAGCAGGACUGGGGCUCCACGUUGCCACACCCAGAAACUCCACAGAAAGCGGAGCACUCCUGUCAGGCUCUACCGUGGUCAGGAGACUGGUCACAAUUUGGGUGCACCAGCUGGGACCCUUGGAGCCCUGUCUCGCCGGCCCUGGGCCCCGCCCCUCCCGGCCUGGGCCCUCUCCGCUCCUCUGGGUCUUUAGGGAUCACACGCCAGAACACCAGCUCUGCGGGAGGUACCAACUCGUGGUCGGGCGUAGCGGCAGCAGCCAGCUCCACCAGCUGGGACUGUUCUAUUGGCUGCGACCGCGCCACCCCCUGGGGCGAGCCUGAGCGCCGGUACUAUCCCACCACCUGGGACAUGGGGUUGCAUACGGAUUGCACCACGUCUUCGAAGGAGUACCAGAGUUCAGAUUUCACCUCUUCCUCCGGACCGAGCCAGCAGUCGGACCGCGCAACUUUAGCUCAUUAUCCCAAAACUAACCACCGAGGUCCAAUUCAGCUGUGGCAGUUCCUCCUGGAGCUGCUUCAAGAUGGGGCUCGUAGCAGCUGCAUCCGCUGGACGGGCAACAGCCUCGAGUUCCAGCUGUGCGACCCCAAAGAGGUGGCGCGGCUGUGGGGCGAGCGCAAGAGGAAACCUGGCAUGAAUUACGAGAAGCUGAGCCGAGGCCUGCGCUACUACUACCGUCGCGAUAUUGUGCGCAAAAGCGGUAGGAGCAAGUACACCUACUGCUUCGGGGGUCGGGUGCCCGGCUUAGCUUAUCCCGACCGUUCCGGGGGCGGACAGGGAGCAGCAACCCAAUAAAAUAUCCGGUCAAAUCUC